AUGCUGGUCCCAGACGGGCUCAGCUCCAGAGACUCGCCGUAUCGUGGGUGCUGAGUAGUGGGCGCUCUCCGGAGUCGUAACUGCCAGCUGGCAACCAUGAAUGAAUGGAUGAAGAAAAGCCCCUUAGAAUGGCAAGAUUACAUUUACAAAGAGGUCAAAGUGACAGCCAGUGAGAAGAAGGAGUAUAAAGGAUGGGUUUUAACCACAGAUCCAGUCUCUGCCAAUAUUGUCCUCGUGAACUUCCUUGAAGAUGGCAGCAUGUCUGUGACUGGAGUUAUGGGACAUGCUGUACAGACUGUUGAAACUGUGAAUGAUGGAGAUCAUAGAGUGAGAGAGAAGCUGAUUCAUUUGUUCAUGUCUGGAGACUGCCAAGCGUACAGCCCUGAGGAUCUGGAAAAGAGAAAGAACAGCCUAAAGACAUGGCUAGAGAAGAACCACAUCCCCAUCACUGAACAGGGAGAAUCACAAAGGACUAUCUGUGUGGCUAGGGUCCUGACUAUAGAGCCACCAUAUGGUCCCGAAAACUGUAUCAGUUCUAAUGAGAUUAUUCUGUCCCGUGUGCAGGAUCUUAUUCAAGGACAUCUUACAGCUUCCCAGUAAGACACCAAAAAUUAUAAAUGAGAUGAUUGAAAUCAGACUCCAUUUUUUUUUCCUUCAUAAAGUGUUUUGAAUUUUAAGUCCAUCAUAUUACAGAACUUUAAAGGCACAUGUGUGUGUUUUAAUUCUUUGUUGUUUUGGUAAAAUCAAAGGUGUGGAUUAUGAGUGCUAAUUUCUUUGGGAAAUAAGUGAACUGGGACAAGGAUAGCAUCACAUACGUAAAAUUGGCACAGGGACAUCAGAACUGUAAGGAUCAUUUCUUAUAUUGGGACUACAACCCCAUUUUUGUUUGGCAAGAAAUAUAUUUGGAAAAAUGCAACAUGUUAGAUUCAGUAUAACAUGUUAAGGUAAAAUCACAGCCUUAGUAAGUCUCUUUUUCUUAUGCUGCACGAACUGUAUAUGUUUGUUUAUUAAAUGUUUAUCUUUUCUUGUAUGUAGUGAAGUAGUUUUUGAAUCAAAAUAUAUCCAGGUUUUGACUUUUAAUAAAAUCUUAACACAUAAGCCGUAAAACUUGCAAAGCUUUUAAAGUGAGCAUCUGAUCUCUGAGGAAAAAGGGAAAUGUGACUACCUUUUCCGCUGUUGUCCUCAGUCUGGCUGCUUUUGCUUAGUGGAGUCAGCCCACACUUCAGGCUUUCAGGCUCAUGGUGACUUCUGCCUGUAGUCCUUACUUACCGGGCUCAAGCUUCACUGAGGGAAGAGAAUGCAGGAAGCGUGCUUCGCCUGCACCAAGCCCUACCCAAUGGGAGCCAGUCUGGGACCGGGACUCUGUAUGGAGGUUUCUAGACCAGAGAGGCAUCUCAGAUUGUUAGUUUGGGGUCUUUUUCUGGGGGAUAUCUAGAGUAGCCUCAAGGUUCUUGCAUCAGUUGGAACUCUAAACCCCUUGCCCGCUAGGACUGGUUGGCAAACUAUGGACGCUCAGGCCAAAUCCAGCCUGCCACCUUCUUUUGUUAAAUAAAAUCUUGAAACACAGCCGUAGGGAUUGUUAUGUAUUGUCAGUGGCUUCUUUUGCGAUACAAUGGCAGAGCUGAAUAGUUGAAUAGAGACUACAUGGCUUUUCUUUGUUUCCUAGCCCUUAUAUUUACUGUGUAGCCCUUUACACAAGAGAUUUGCCCUAGAUCUGCCCUAGAAGAUCCUUGAACUAGCCUGGUCUGCCGGGAGUUAGGGCCAACUUCCCACUGCAGUUUUGACCUGGACAGGCCCUUGAGACUGCUACAAGCUAAACUCUCCCAUUUCUCCCUGGUCUGUUCACAAGAGAAUUGACUGGGCAAACAGCUCUUUCUCAGUCAGCUCUGUGUUGUCUGUCCCUUGUCAUCCAUACAAAAGGAGAAUGGGUAUCUUUUGGGAGAAAUGUUUUUAAAUACUGAGGUUUUAGAGUAUUUAGGUUAUUUCUUAAAAGUUUUUUUAAAAUACGGUUUGAUAACAUAGCUAAGUUAUUUUCUUGCAUAGUUGUCUAAUAACAGGAUCUUGUAGCCCAGUGCUUCUCACUCUAAGGAGUCAGAAUUAGCUGGAGAGCUUGUUGAAACAGAUUGCUGGGCCCUACUCCCAGUAGAUUCUAAUUGAGUAGGUCGGGUGGGGUCCAGGAAUUUACAUUUCUAACAAACUCCCACAUGAUGGUGAUGCUGCCAGUUCAGAGACCCUACUUGGAGAAGCAGUGUAGAACUUUUAAGGAACAAAAGGUCCCUCCUUCACAGCUUUAAAAUGCUGUGAUCCUAAAAGCAAAAUUUAGCCCAUGGUCUUUUUCCUUGUGACUAAGGCUCUCCCAUUCAAACCCUAGAAUGCCUUUGGGAAGCAGAAAGGAAUGAGAAAUAAGAACCAAUUGAACUUGGCAUGGGAAGUAAUU
Messenger RNA from Trichechus manatus latirostris (Florida manatee), 2437 nucleotides. It is a transcript of the gene GEMIN6, whose product is annotated as gem nuclear organelle associated protein 6. NCBI's taxonomy places the organism in Eukaryota, Metazoa, Chordata, Mammalia, Sirenia, Trichechidae. Bases 97 to 600 code for a protein of 167 amino acids. The record is from RefSeq and is a predicted model, not a curated record. The transcript is spliced from 3 exons. Gene Ontology annotation, biological process: spliceosomal snRNP assembly; spliceosomal complex assembly. Gene Ontology annotation, cellular component: nucleus; SMN complex. Gene Ontology annotation, molecular function: RNA binding.